CAUAUCUUCAUCAUCAUCUUCCUUCAUCCUCAUCGUCUUGAUCUUUUUUUAAACCCGCGGAUCGGCGCCAUGAGGGUCGCUGCGCUCCUCCUUUUACUCUCUUCUCAGGUCCCUCUCACUGUGGCCGAUGACUACUGUGUGGACGAAAGUGUCAGCAGCUUCAUGGCAAGGUUCUGGUACGUUUGGUUCCUCAUCAUCAUCGUGGUCUUCGGGUUCAUCAUGGGGGUCAGCAUCACCUGCCUGCAGCUCCACUGCUGUGCCUCCAAGUCCCCGGCGCCCGCGUACCCCGGGCAGCACUUCGAGGUGGCCGUCGUCGGCGUGGACAACGAGAGCACCGUCCACAGCAUCAGCUCUGUCUCCUCCUCCUCGGAGCAAAACCCCAGCGGACCCCCGUCGCACGUCUUCGCUACCGCUCUGAGCUUCCUCCCGCCGCCCUACCAGCUGUAUGCUCUGGAGAGCCCCCCGCAGUACGAGGACGCCGUUAAGAUGCCUGUGGAGAAGGGCGCCGGCGAGUCCGGGUGCGGGGUGGGGACGGAUCGCACGCCCAGCGCCGACACGGCGGACUUGGGGCACGAGAUGGGCCCCCAAGGGAGCGCAGACAGCCCCACUUGGGAGGAGGACCCACCGGAGUACCAGCUGUACGACACCAUAGUAGAGGAGGGCUUCACGGAAAUAAGGCUGAACGAAGACGACCCCUCGCAGGGUCACCCGGUGGACUCCCACACCUCAUGAGAACCCCUGAAAGUGGACUUGACCCCAUUCUGCUUUUAUUAUUAUUUCAGCUGCUCGAUGGACUCUUACCCAAAGUGCAUUGCGCUCCUUACAGUUCUAAUCACUCAAAUGUGGUUUGUUUUUUUUUUU
Molecule: messenger RNA, 861 nt
Organism: Scleropages formosus (Asian bonytongue)
Lineage: Eukaryota; Metazoa; Chordata; Actinopteri; Osteoglossiformes; Osteoglossidae
Product: transmembrane protein 52-like
Exons: 5
Coding region: 70-732 (220 amino acids)
Source: RefSeq, a predicted model, not a curated record